Molecule: messenger RNA, 1942 nt
Organism: Pseudogymnoascus verrucosus
Lineage: Eukaryota; Fungi; Ascomycota; Leotiomycetes; Thelebolales; Thelebolaceae
Exons: 6
Coding region: 29-1651 (540 amino acids)
Source: RefSeq, a predicted model, not a curated record
AAUAAUUCAAGUUAUAGGCGAACAAAAUAUGUCUAAACUACCAGGAAAUGCUACAGUUCCCCUGAACUGUAGCCUCUGCCCGAAGAACCCCCAGUUCUCCGAUAUCUCGCACUUGCUUACCCACAUAUCGUCGAAGGGUCACCUUUCCUGCAGGUUCAAGCUACAAAUUCGCUGUCAAGCGGAGCCCGAAGCCAGGAGUCAACUCGAUGCAUACGACGCUUGGUAUGCCGACAACAGUCUUGAGGGGUUACUGGCGGAACGCCUUGUGACCAAGGAGCAGAAAAAUACCGUGAAGCGAAUGAGAAGCUUCCAGAAACCUCUAAUCAAAGAGAAUAAAAGUGAGAGCGAGACAAAUGAGAGAAAGAUUGAAGACAUGGACUCGUCAAUCAGCCAACUCAUGGCUACACCCGCAUACAAAGCUCCCGUUCCACGCAUACAUUUAUGGUCCACCUCGCCGGCGCUCUUGGACACACCAUCCGAUUCGGUGCCUUCUAGCCGUUGGGACACGAAUGAUGCUUAUGCUACUCCAACAAUGCAACGAUUCGUCCCAAAUUUUACCCAGGAUGACAGCCCGGGUACCCAAAACCUUUUCAGAGCCUCGCCUGCUCAGGUAAAGCGAGUUGAGUUGCAGGUUGAUGCAGACAGCGACAACAGCAGACUCAAAGGAGUUUACUGGCCUGGUAUGGAUCUUUUUGAUUCCGCCACAGCUGAAAUGAAGCGGAUGCGCAAUCAAAGAAAGGAUGGAUCCAUCCUUGCACAAAUGCAAACAACAUCCCGUGAGGUUGAACCCAACGAGAUUAUUUAUAACACCCAAGGGGAGCUCCAGAGGAUUAGAGACAUAUACGAUUCGUCAGUGGAAGGUAGCCCCGUAAAGAUCGAGAAGGCGCCAUCUCCAAAGAAGCGUCGUGCGCGAAAGUCGAAGGCGUCAUCUGAUAUUCCCAAGCCCAACAUUUCUGAUUCCAAAAAUGUCGCCAAGGGGGGCAAACAAAAACGUCCUGCUGCAAAGCGAAAGGCUGCAGCUGUGCCUGUUGUUCCAACUGUGACUGCUGAUACAGAACUGAACCAAAAAGUGCCAAAGCAGAAUGUCUUGGGAGAUUCAAGCAGCAACUUGUUUACUCGCAGUAACGACGAGGAUGAAGAAUUCAGGCUAACAGUUGAAAAUAUGGGCAAGAAACGUCAAAUGAGUGUCUUCAAAGAUGCUGUGGAGGACAGCCCUGGACGGACUGAAAGCCCACUUGAGGACCACAGAUUUGAUUUCUCUCACAGCCUUCCGCUUGAGAAUGUGUCUUCAAACAUGAUUGUGCACACUUCCCCACGGGCAAUUCAAUCGCCGCUGGCCAUGAGAUUUGGAGGCAAAGAAAACAUGCAGCCUGAUUAUCUGAACAGGAGAUCCGGUGCUGCUAGUGCCCCUGGAAAUGUUUACCCACCGCACGCUUUCCACGACCAUACAGCAAAUCCUCUCAUUUACAACCCCUACUCGUAUUCAUUCGGAUUCGGCGAGCCUCCAGCAUUCCACGGAGAUCCUAAGCAACUACAGUCUGGCUUCAAUGGGGACUUUAAGCCUGCCGUGGCGCCCGGCCAUUUUAGGGAAUCCAACUCUACCAGACGCCAGAAUCAAUACACCAACAAGGGGUUUUCAUAUGCAAUGUAAUCGACUCGAGUCAUACUGUUGCUUUGCCCGUUUCAAUAGCAGACACGGAACUCUACUACAUCAUCCCCGAUGAUUUAUCGCUGGCAAACUCUAUGUAUCACUUUGGGCUGACAGCAUUAAGACCCGUUUGAAGAUCACCACAUCGACUGCUAUGCUUGUGCGAAGAUGGCGUGUUCAAUAUUGCUUAAAAGUGCUUAGAGCGUCAUUCAUGUAGCUUUACAAUGCUCUUUUUCGAUAUCGAGCUUUCCUGUGGGCGCUAAUCGAUUGGUAGUUAGUUAUUUUUAACACAAU